Zea mays is the source of this 1804-nucleotide messenger RNA. Its product is annotated as pheophytinase, chloroplastic. NCBI's taxonomy places the organism in Eukaryota, Viridiplantae, Streptophyta, Magnoliopsida, Poales, Poaceae. The transcript has 8 exons. The record is from RefSeq and is a predicted model, not a curated record. The coding region runs from base 201 to 1343 and encodes 380 amino acids.
CUCGCUCACCUGCCGUCCCGUUUCGCCCACGCGGCGAAACAACCAACACCAAUAGGCAAUGGCCGAGGAGCUCCCACUGUCCCGCACGCGCGCGCCCGUUGCGUUGCUUCUCCGUCUCCCCGAAUUCUCCCUCCGUCUCGGCCGUCGGCACUCAUCUACUGUCCAGUGUCCACACACCAACGCGCGCGCGGCGCGGCGGUAUGGCUUGCGCGGCCGCUCCCAGCCCCCUCCCCGGCGUCCCCGCUCGCCGCAGCACCACGGCGCCCUGCGUGGUCUUCGCCGUGGGCCCCCACCCGCCGCGAUUCUACAGACCUUUUAAACCCUCCACGGGAGGCGCGCCACGCUCCAGCCUGCGCGUCGUGGCCUCUAGCUCCAAGGCGGACCCAGUAGAGGAGAGACUCCCAGUCGCGCCGCUCGCGGAUGUUCUAGUUUCGGCCAACGCCUCCUCGCCCAGUCCGCCGGUGGAGCCUCAGCCCCAAGUAAGCACCGGCACAUGGAAAUGGAGGGGCUACAACAUUCGCUACCAGCACGCUGGGACAGCAGGCCCUGCAUUGGUUCUGGUUCAUGGGUUUGGGGCAAACAGUGACCAUUGGCGGAAAAAUAUGUCUGUUCUAGCCAUGGCACACAGGGUAUAUGCUAUAGAUCUAAUUGGUUAUGGCUAUUCUGAUAAGCCUAACCCACGUGAGAUCGAAGAGAACUUUUAUACUUUUGAGACAUGGGGAGAACAGCUGAAUUCAUUUUGUGCUGAAGUUGUCCAGAGUGAAGUUUUCUUCAUAUGCAAUUCAAUUGGAGGAGUUGUUGGUCUGCAGGCAGCUGUUAUGGAACCUAAAACAUGUAAGGGAAUUGUUUUAUUGGAUAUUUCACUAAGGAUGCUUCAUAUCAAAAAGCAGCCAUGGUUUGGAAAGCCUUUCAUCAAAUCUUUUCAAAGUCUCCUAAGGAACACUAUUGUUGGGAAGCUAUUUUUUAAUGCUGUUGCUACACCAGAAUCUGUGAAAAAUAUUCUUUGCCAGUGCUAUCAUGACACAUCUGCAGUGACAGAUGAGCUAGUUCAGAUUAUUCUACAGCCUGGUCUUGAUCCUGGAGCAGUGGAUGUAUUCCUUGAGUUCAUCUGCUACUCUGGAGGACCUCUACCUGAAGAGUUGCUUCCAUUGGUGAAGUGUCCAGUUUUGGUAGCAUGGGGGGAGAAGGACCCAUGGGAGCCUGUUGAGCUUGGAAGAGCCUAUGCAUCUUUUGAUACAGUUGAAGAUUUUGUUGUCUUGCCAGAUGUUGGACACUGCCCUCAGGAUGAAGCACCUGAGCUUGUUAAUCCACUUGUCGAAUCAUUUGUCCAGCGCCAUACUUAGCACAUGGGCGAGCAUCUUUCAGGGCCCUGCCUGAGGCAGGGCGGGAGGAGCGGCCGACCUGGGCCCCCAUCUCCCAGGGGCCUACCGUACACAAAGUUCAAUAGGAAUAUAGGAUAGAAACGGAUAUUAUUUACUAUACCAAUAUAUUUUUGAGUUUGUUAGGAGAAUGGAUUGCUGUCCCAAUAUAUUUGUUGUUUAUCGGAUAUUAUUUACUAUACCAAUAACUGUGGCAUCAGCUGAAAGGAGCUUCUCAAAGCUUAAGUUAUUGAAGAAUUAUUUAAGGUCUACAAUGUCUCAAGAAAGGUUAAACGAACUAGCAACUUUAUGUAUUGAGAAGAAAUUAUUAGAUGAUGUCAAUAUUGAAGCCAUCAUUGAGGAUUUUGCAUCUAGAAAUGUUAGAAGAUAUUUUUAAGUUGAUCUCUACAAUAUAUUUGAGGUAAUAAUCUUACUUCUAUUUUUUA